AUGUCGCUGGUAGUCAGCCUUCUUUUGGGCCUCGCUGGCCUCUACAUCAUCCGAUGGAGUCUGGGAAAGCGGAAGCUAAGCAGGCUCCCACCAGGCCCUCCUUCAAAGCCCAUUAUCGGCAACCUGCUGGACUUACCGUCACCGGGCACGCCAGACUGGUUGCACUGGCUCAAGCAUAAGGCGCUUUAUGGGCCAAUUAGCUCGGUAACGAUUUUCGGACAAACACUCGUCAUCAUGAACGACCGUCAGGUAGUGAUGGAUCUGAUGGAGAAGCGCUCGGGAUUGCACUCCUCCAGGCCUCACCUGCCCAUCGCAGAAAUAACGGAUUGGGAGGACACACUGGGGUUGGUGCCGUACAACAGUCGGCUCCGCGCCUAUCGGAAAGCCCUGCACCAAGAGAUGGGCACUGUCACUCUGAUUUCGAAAUAUCACAAUAUCAUCGAUAUGGAAACACAUCGUCUAGUGUUCCGUAUACUUGCCAACCCGGAUGACCUCAUUCAGCACAUCAGGAAAGAGGCUGGUUCGAUUAUCUUGAGAGUCGGAUACGGUUAUAUCACUGAGCCACAUGCGCGUGACCCUCUGGUUGACUUGGUCGAUAAGGCGAUGGAGGACUUUUCGCAACUUGUCCUUCCUGGGGCUUGGCUGGUCAACUUCAUUCCCAUGUUAAAAUACCUACCCGGCUGGUUUCCCGGUAGCGGCUGGCAAGAGACGGCCAAGGCAUACAAGAAAAGGGUGACCGCAAUGAAGGACGUGCCCUACGAGUUUGUUCGACAACAGCUUAAACAGCAGAAGUAUGUCCCGUCGUACGUAUCGCGUCUUCUGGAGCAUGGCCGUGUAGAGCCAGGCUCGGAGGAGGAAAUCGUGGCGAAGUGGUCUGCGCAGUCGCUCUACGGUGGAGGAGCUGACACAACUGUCUCAUCAUUAGCAUGUUUUUUCCAGGCUAUGGUGCUGAACCCGGAUGUGCAGAAGAGGGCCCAGGAGGAAAUUGACCGUGUGGUCGGAACAAGCCGUCUACCGGACAUGCCUGACCGUGAGGGUCUGCCAUAUAUCGAUGCUGUGGUGAAGGAGGUCCUCCGAUGGCAUCCGGUGACCCCACUGGGGGUCUCUCAUGCGUCAAGCGAGGACGAUACAUACAAAGGAUACCUCAUUCCUAAGGGCGCGAUCCUGGUCCCAAAUAUCUGGGCCAUGGCUCAUGAUCCAGACCUCUACCACGACCCAAUGGAGUUCAAGCCAGAGCGUUUCCUGAGCGUCAAUGGAAAAACACCAGAAUAUGACCCGCAUUUACUGUCAUUCGGAUUCGGGCGCCGGAUUUGCCCCGGACAGCACCUAGCUGAUGCCAAUCUUUACCUUGCCAUCGCGCGGUCCUUGGCCGUCUUCAACAUUACCAAUGCGGUUCGAGACGGAAAAGAAGUCCCCGUCACUCCUGAGUUUUCGACAGGGGUUAUCAGUCACCCGGCUCCAUUUGAGUUGAGCAUUCGCGUCCGUAGCCCCGAACACGAGAGUCUUAUUCGGGCAGUUGAGAAGAGCUACCCAUGGGAAAAGAGCCACGCGGAGGAACUUGCCUUGCCGAAAAUCUGAUUUGCCAGUCAACUAUCGCCAAGAUGUUUAGGAGUGUGGGGGAGGAGCCGAGUGCCCUUUGAAGGGAUUGUUUGAUUGAAAUAGCCAAAUUCCUCCCAAGUAUGCGGCCUAACCAAGGGCAGUAAGACUGGUAUCAUUCACGAGGGAAUUUCGAUUGGACUUUUACUCACAUACCCACUUUUAGGAGAGAUGCCUCAAUAGGAGAGAUAAUUCAAUGAUGUCAUGCUCUCUUGUAUAAGUUCCCCAUCGUAUCAUCACGGCGUCUUACUGGCUGCAAGCGGACAAACGUGAGGAGAAAGCCGUCUUGGCUUGUCUGGAACGUGCCGAAGUCUGUCGGCAACCCUGGGAUGUAGAGAUCGGGGAAACUUGCAACAUGACAAUCCCAUGCGGAUAUAGGCUUGGCGUACAUUGGCUUUCAAAGGAUUGAACAUAAAGAAUGGGUUAAAGAGGGAAUAAACCCCGCUGGAAAGAAUUGCCUCUCGAAGGGGCUGAGUGGGGCUGCCUAGGAUUUAAGGUUGACCCCAGACGCCUAUCAAUGCGGAGAAAAAGGUCAACCUGGGGUAUCGACUGCGCCUUGGACUUGGUUGGAAAGUCAGUUAGGGCCUGGGCGCCACCAGGAGAGUAACUUACUCCGCGUGGCUAAACGAUCUUCCCCCGGUUCUGUCGGUUAUCCAUUCCAUCGGUUAUUGAACCUUCAGUGCCACAAUCUGGAGAGCCAUUCUU
Messenger RNA from Aspergillus pseudonomiae, 2301 nucleotides. RefSeq names its product cytochrome P450. The record is from RefSeq and is a predicted model, not a curated record. Bases 1 to 1578 code for a protein of 525 amino acids. NCBI's taxonomy places the organism in Eukaryota, Fungi, Ascomycota, Eurotiomycetes, Eurotiales, Aspergillaceae. The transcript is spliced from 7 exons. Gene Ontology annotation, molecular function: iron ion binding; monooxygenase activity; heme binding.